AUGGAUCUAUCCAUAAACCAAUCCGAUUACAUAAUUCUAGGCGGGAUUCUAUUGAUCCUGGUCUAUUGGCGAGUCACAAAAUCCCAAAGAAGAUUCUCCAAGACGAUAGUUCCGUACCUGAAACCUGUCCCGAUCCUUGGAAGCACCUGGAGAAACUUUUUCCAGUUGGAAAAUCAGAUUUAUACCUAUGGAAGAGCUUAUGAGAAUUUUCCUGAUAGCAGAUUUUCAGGUUUCUACGAAGUUUUAAAACCUGUAUUGCUGAUACGAGAUCCAGAGCUGGUCAGGCAAAUGGGCGUGAAAGAUUUUGAUCAUUUUGUGGACCAUAAUUUUUUCAUCGACGAGACCACGGACCCACUUUUGGGCAAUAUGAUGAUCGUAAUGAGAGGUCAAAAAUGGCGAGACAUGCGCUCAACCCUCAGUCCAGCAUUCACAGGCAGCAAAAUGCGAAACAUGUUCCAACUAGUGUUAAAAUCUGCCCAACAAAUGGCUCUGCAUUUAAAAAAAGAAACAACAAAAAAUGGCUCCGUAACUUUGGAAAUGAAGAGCCUGUUCACAAAAUAUGCAAAUGAUGUGAUUGCCAGUUGUGCUUUUGGUCUGGAAGUGGAUUCUUUGAGGAAUCCUGAAAACGAAUUUUAUAAAUUCGGGAAGAAAGUUACUGGGUUUGGAGGUCUGGAUGCCCUGUUGAGGUUCUUGGGCUUCAAUUUGGCACCAUCUCUUAUGAGGGCUUUAAACAUCAACUUCCUGGACAAACAAACCAUGAGAUUCUUCCGCAGUCUGGUACACGACACAAUGUCUACACGAGAACUACAAAAAAUCUCCAGACCAGACAUGAUCCAUUUGUUGAUGCAAGCACGAAAAGGAACUUUAAGGGACGAAGAUAAUGCCAAAAGCGAUUCGACCAGUGCCAAAAGAGAUUGGUCCGACGAUGAAUUGACAGCACAAGCCUUGAUUUUCCUCAUAGCUGGUUUUGACACGACGUCAACGUUGUUGAUGUUUUUGGCUUACGAAUUGGCGUUGAAUCCAGAAGUACAAGAAUGUUUGCAAGAGGAAAUCGACAGUAUUUUUAAUGCUGAUGGUGAUGAAGGCUUGACGUACGAAAAGUUAGCAAAGGCUACGUAUAUGGAUAUGGUGAUAUCUGAAACUUUAAGGAAAUGGCCACCUGUAGUCUUCCUGGACAGAAUAUGUUUAAAAGACUACGAAAUCGAAGAUAACAUUGGCAGAAAAUACACGGUCAAAAGGGGCGAAGGUGUCCUUUUCCCAGUUUACCACAUUCACAGAGACCAAAAAUAUUUUCCUGAUCCAGAAAGAUUCGACCCUGAACGUUUCAACGAUGAAAACAAGAAGAAUAUACAACCUUUUACUUAUAUGCCUUUUGGGGUUGGCCCCAGAAAUUGUAUAGGAUCAAGGUUUGCCCUGAUGGAAACCAAAGCAAUGCUCUUCAUCAUCCUGAGUUCAUUCAAUUUUAGAACCUGCCUGAAGACUGAGUAUCCUUUGAAGUUGUCAAAGAGAGACUUUGACCUGGUUCCUGCCAAUGGAGUUUGGGUUGAUGUGGAACCAAGGAAAAAAUAA
Messenger RNA from Ctenocephalides felis (cat flea), 1569 nucleotides. Its product is annotated as cytochrome P450 9e2-like. NCBI's taxonomy places the organism in Eukaryota, Metazoa, Arthropoda, Insecta, Siphonaptera, Pulicidae. Gene Ontology annotation, molecular function: heme binding; oxidoreductase activity, acting on paired donors, with incorporation or reduction of molecular oxygen; iron ion binding. The coding region runs from base 1 to 1569 and encodes 522 amino acids. The transcript is spliced from 9 exons. The record is from RefSeq and is a predicted model, not a curated record.